Danaus chrysippus (African queen) is the source of this 2601-nucleotide messenger RNA. The record is from the annotation of a GenBank genome assembly. Lineage: Eukaryota; Metazoa; Arthropoda; Insecta; Lepidoptera; Nymphalidae.
AUGGCGCUAUUACUCUUGAUGAUCGCCUGCUUCUCAGCGGUCGUGCACGCACAGUCAAAUUAUGGAUCACAGGCGAACAAUAUCGAAUAUCAAGGAGACGGUCUACCGGAGCAGACGGUUCUUGAUGGAAAGGUGACCAAAUUAGAUGACCUCAGUCCAGUCAUAUUCUUGAACCGGACGAAAGCUACACUGAAUUGCGCUGCUGGUUCUAUGCAGAUCGAAUUAAAGUUCAAUGAGAAAUUCUAUGGCAUCGCGUACGCAGACUUCGAUCGUCAUUCAGCUUGCCAGGUCGCAGGCAAGGGAGCCACCUCUUAUAAACUAGAGCUGCCACUCAAAGGAUGUGGAACAAAACAGGAUCCAUUGCGGGUUUUCACAAACAACAUAGUGGUCCGAUUCCAUCCAGGACUGGAAAUGGAUGGUGAUGAAGUAAUCACUAUCGUCUGCCGCUACCCACCUCCCAUUGUACCAGUCUUCAAGCCUCUCAUAUACACGCCUGAAGCUAAAGGGCCUCUUCCGGCAAAGGCCCCCUUAGCUGGUACCCACAUCCUCUUGAUAAUCUGCGCCAUCCUGUUCCUCACUCUAUUACUCUUGGGGCUCGGUGUGUCAUACUUGUGUCUGAACCGACGCACGUUACCGGCGCCCAGGAGGCUUAUUGAUGAUUCAUCCGCUUCCAUCAUCAGCAGGGAGAGUAUACAAGAGGUGAAGAUCCCCCGCGCGCACCCUGUAUACCCAGCAGCGGCUGAGAGUGCGAGCGUGGCCUCCGACACGCUGCCUUCAGACUACCCCUCGGAGACUCCCAGCGAAGCUGACCACACACACGCCAACCAGGCGUUCAUGAUAGACGACUACCAGAGCGAGGGCUAUGGGGAGUCCCACGAAACAAGUCUGACCCACUCUCGUCUAGCUGGAGCGGCGCCACCAGCCUUUGAUGUACGAGUGAGGGUUCAACGACCUCCCGCACCACCGUCACCAGUAUCUACCAUUACUACUACUGAGGUUGACGGUGGUAGCAUCAGACAGCAGACUCUGGUGGAGGAACACGAGAGACAGGAGUCCGUCCGUACAGUGUCUCCUGGAGCCCUACCACUGCCAGCACGAGCAGUACACGCCUCACCACCUGAGAGACCACCGCGACCACCCGCCUUAUACACCGAGGUCCAUAGGGAGAGACAGGAAUGGUCCCGUCGUCCGCGGUCCAUCGCCUCUCUCAACACGGAGAUGACGGACACUCACUCGGUCACCGAGGUAACUGACCGGUCACAUGCCAGAAUGUUCCAUAUCAAGAAACCACCUCCACCACCACCCGUGAUGACGGAACGUUUGGAGACAGAGGAACAGGAAAUGUUGAUGGAGAGCCUCGAACCCAUCCCCGAGACACCUAUCAUGCCGGCGAGGAAACCAGAAAUAACAUCACACGUGGUGGACGACGUGUUCCUUCGAACUAUCACCGAGAAGAAAACGAUCGAAGACAUCGAACGUCACAAACGUCUGGUGACUGAGUACCGGCAGGUGCCGCACGUGCCGCAGUUUGACGUCACCAUAAGGAACCACACGCAGCCGGAGGCACAGUGGGAGAACUUCUCAGACAUCAGCAGUGCGUCCGGUAUGACAUUGACGCCGAAGAUGGAAAGAGUACCACUUUCAUUGCCACCGCAGAAAUUUAUUGGAAAAGGAGGUCCAGAUCUCUUCUCUCCUGAGCUGAUUAAACAGACAGACGCGGUAUACUCACCGUCAUCGCCUGAUUUACCGUUACUACCAGAACUGCCUCCAGCUCGUAAUCCACUUUAUAGAGAAGAAGACGACGAAGAUGUUCCGGAGCCCAUCCCGUCUCCUCCCGUCCCACAGAAUUGGAGCGUGUUGACUAGGGUGCUGAAGACUGAAGCGCAAGAUGAGGUGCUAUCAGAAUCUGAGCGUGUCCACCGCCUAACUCGUGAGGAGCGUCUCCGUUGGCGCGAGCUCAUCACUCAUGAGAGCACGUUGCGGCGAGAGCUCGCCUCCUCCUCCUCCAGGGAUGACUUCACUCGCGUAUCUCGAGAUCAUCGUUACGCUCCCUUGUACACGCCACCCAAGUGGGAGGUUAUUAUACGUAUCCUGGCGCCACCACCCGAUAAACCGAAGAACCGCUACCGCAAGAAGUCUGAGUGGGAGUCUCGUUCAAGAAGGAGUUCUCUGCCCACACUGUAUGAGUACGACAGUGACGCCACCUCGCUGAGGGAGCCGCAACGAUCACGGCGGUCAUCCUACCGCAGUGAUCACGUGGACAUGAGAUCUAUGUCUGAGAUGAUGGUGGACUACGCGAGGGAGCAGGCGGACACACACUCAGAAGUGUCCGCUGGGACUCUGCUCGGCCGAUACUACGACGAUGACAGCGACUCCGAGCACCAUUACAACCAGCAUCCUUCGUGGCGUAACUCUCUACACCGCUCAGUGAGUCAGCCGUCUCUCGCUCGCUCCGCCACAGAGCUCACGGAACGAUGGACGGCCCCCGACGGUGACGUCACACCCACACCACCGAGACGAAACAGAGGAGCUCAAGGAAUGACAACCUUCACGUCAUCUGAAGUGCGCACGUUCCAGGCGUCUAGGGAAUGGAGGGAAUGA